Molecule: messenger RNA, 1782 nt
Organism: Prorocentrum cordatum
Lineage: Eukaryota; Dinophyceae; Prorocentrales; Prorocentraceae
Source: the annotation of a GenBank genome assembly
AUGAAGGCCAUCAACGAGAACAGCGCCAAGAAGCUGCGGAAGGCCAUAGGCUGCGCCCCGCGCGGCAAGCGCACGGCGUGGAUGCUCAACAUCCAGGUCGGGACCCAAUCGAUCUCGCCGUUUUUGUGGGCGAUUGAGACGGGCAGCCUGGAGGCCGCCAGGGCGAUCAUCCAGGACCUCCUCACGAUCAGGGCGGACCGCGACCGCUACUACUACGGGAUGGACGCCCUGUUCGAGCGCCACGAGGACGUCGUCAGGCGCCUCUGCGUCGAGGCGCCAGCUCUGGUGCCGGUGCUGCUGGACGGGCUGGUGUGGCGCUCGCGCUUCACUGAGGGCGGAACCCGGCGCGUGAACUACUACAUCAAGCACCUGGUCGCGGACAGCAGCGGGGGGUUCUCGAAGGCAGUGGAGUGGAUCACGGACACUGGUGACCCCAAGCUUGUGUCCCACCCGAUCGUGGCGAUGGUGGUGGACACGAUCUGGAACCACGUUGCGUUCCAGACCUUCCUUCUCAACAAGUCGUGGGUGAUCUUCACGACAUGCGUGUUCGUCGUCGGCUCGGGUGGGCUCAGGCACUCGGGCGAGGCAUCACGGUACUUGGUGGCCGCCUGCCGUGGUUUGACAUACGGGUUGAGUCUGGGACAGUGGAUGUACCACCACGUGGUGAGCACAUGCAAGGACGUACGCGGGAGGAGGUUCGCCAAGAUCGGCAUCGUGACCGUUCCGGCCUACCUGGACAAUUUCCAAGAUUGUGCAAGCUUGCUCUUGACAGCGCUACUCUUGGCGAUGCUCGUGAUUGAGCCAGUUCUGCAUUGCUUGCCACACUGGGACGGCGAGUUUGAAGGUUCGGGUGUGUUCACAGAUCAGUGCCCUCAGGUAGAACCAUUGCACCUCAUCUAUUCUCAGUUGAGUGCGAUCGCUACCAUCUUGUUUUUCGGCCUCAUAGUCGAACUCUCGGUAUUCUCUACCAGGGUGUCCGCGUUCGUUUUGGUCUGCUAUCGCGUGCUCUCAGAGGUGUUAUUGUUCUUGCUCGGAUGGGCGUUUGUGAUCCUGACGUGGAGUUGUGCCGUCAGCGCACUGGACCAAAACCACAUGGAUUUCGAGGACAUCCCGUCGUCCGCGAUGUCAUUGGUGAAAAUCACGCUCGGCAUGUACGGCGGUGAGGCGUACCUCAUGCUGCAGCAAGAACCAUCGCUUAUGUUCGCAGUCAUCGCCUACGUAAUUGUGAGCGGAGUCUUCUUACUUAACUUGCUCGUUGCGCAGCUCAACUCUUCCUACCAGGCGACCUUCCACGACAUGCUCGGCUACGCGCGCCUGAAUCGUGGCAAAAUCGUGGCCGACGCCAUGUUGGUCGUCACGGAGAGCCGCUGGAGAAGGUUCGUCAAUAGUUUGAAAUUGGACGAGCGGAUUGAGUUUGGGGAGGGCGACAUCGGCUUGGCUGGGGGCAUCCAGGUUCUCGAGCCCGCCAAUGCGAAUAUCACAACCGUCGACACUAUCCACCGCUUCGGCGGCUCAACGUCGGUACUAGCACAGUGGCCCGAGGACGGACUGCACGCGAGCGACGACGUGGACCGCUUCAAGCGGAUGGAGAAAAUGAUCGCGAAGGCCAUGAAGCGAAUGGGCAGCAAAGGCGGCACCAGGAAGGGUGGCAGGUCCUCCACUGGCGGUUCUUCGGGGGGCCUUUCGCUUUCGCUCGGCUCCAGCGGCGCCGGCACCAGCAGCGGGGGCGACACGAGCGACGGCAAGGACAGCGAGCACGGCGACGACCUGGAGGGCAGCUGA